Schistocerca serialis cubense is the source of this 4890-nucleotide messenger RNA. Its product is annotated as 5'-AMP-activated protein kinase subunit gamma-1-like. The transcript is spliced from 14 exons. NCBI's taxonomy places the organism in Eukaryota, Metazoa, Arthropoda, Insecta, Orthoptera, Acrididae. The coding region runs from base 132 to 1877 and encodes 581 amino acids. The record is from RefSeq and is a predicted model, not a curated record.
CCCCGCAGCCGCAGCCGUCGCCCUCCCGCCAGCGCCACUCCACGCUGCUGGACGCCUUCCGCCCCCGCAGCAAGUCCGACGCCGGCGGCCACAAGACGCCGCGCCGCCCCGGCGCCAACAUAAUCUCACACAUGAAGAGCGCCGUGCAGCACUCGCUGAUGUCGCCAAGCUCGAGUGGGGGCAGCAGCAAGACCUCGGACUCGUCAUCGACAUCAAAGUCCGAGGGCAGCAGUGGUGGGGGCGGUGACCACGGGCACAGCGGCAGCCACGGACACAGCAGUAGCAGCGGCAGCGGCAGGCCGCGCGCCGGCUCCGACAGCAACACCAGCCGCGGGCCCGUCUCCAAGGUGAUGGACAUGUUCAGACAUCGAUCGCAUUCAGCCGUCUCGGCCGAGGACAAGAGGAAAGCGAGGGCGGCCGCUCACCACCACCACCAGGUCGCCGCGCAGAGUGCGCUGUUGCGGCGCAGCUCGCUGGACCCGGUGGAGCGGCGCCGAUUGUCGCUGGGCCCGUCUACGUCCUCGUCGUCGGAGCGUCCGCCCAGCUCCCAGCAGCCGCACCGCGCGGCCGACGCGCAUCUCGACCCUCACCACGCGGCCAUACUCUUCAGGGACUCCAGGGGUUUGCCGGUUGCCGAUCCGUUCCUGGAGAAGGUCAACAUCCAGGAUCUUGAGGAGGACGAGGCGCAGAUCUUCGUCAAGUUCUUCCGCUUCCACAAGUGCUACGACCUGAUCCCCACCAGCGCCAAGCUGGUCGUCUUUGACACGCAGCUGCUCGUCAAGAAGGCAUUCUUCGCGCUCGUCUACAACGGCGUGCGCGCAGCCCCCCUGUGGGACAGCAAGCGGCAAGAGUUCGUGGGCAUGCUGACCAUCACCGACUUCAUCAAGAUCCUGCAGAUGUACUACACCUCGCCCUCCGCCGCCAUCGGCGAGCUCGAGGAGCAUAAGCUGGACACCUGGAGAGAGGUGCUGAAGGACCAGGUGAAGCCGCUGGUGCACAUCGGCCCGGACGAGUCCCUGUACGACGCCAUCGCGACGCUCAUCCGCAACCGCAUCCACAGGCUGCCCGUCAUCGACCCGGCCACCGGCGACGUCCUCUACAUACUCACCCACAAGCGCAUUCUGCGCUUCCUCUACCUCUACAUCAACGACCUGCCGAAGCCGAGCUACAUGAACAAGACGCUGCGCGAACUGCAGAUCGGCACCUACGCGGACAUCGAGAUGGCGCGCGAGGAUACGUCCAUCAUCGAAGCACUUCACAAGUUCGUGGGGCGGCGCGUCUCCGCCCUGCCCAUUGUUGACGAGCAGGGCCGACUCACCGACAUCUACGCCAAGUUUGACGUCAUCAACCUGGCAGCAGAAAAGACGUACAACAACCUGGACGUGUCACUGCGCGAGGCAAACGAGCACCGCAACGAGUGGUUCGAGGGCGUCCACAAGUGUCGACUGGACGAGACGUUGGCCACCGUCAUGGAAAGGAUAGUGCGUGCCGAGGUGCACAGGCUGGUGGUGGUGGACGAGGAGGACAAGGUCAUUGGCAUCAUCUCUCUGUCCGACCUGCUGCUCUUCCUGGUGCUGCGGCCCUGCGGAGAGGAGAUUGCGGCGGGCAUGAGCGGCACGUCGCUGCGGCAGCACCAACACCAACUCCAGCAGUCGUCGUCGGCCGCGUCGACGUCAGAGGCCUCCAUACCGGAGGAAGACGACUGCAGCGGUGGCCUCGGUUCGGACGAUGCUACUCCGGCAACCACGUCUGGUGCAGAAGAGGAGGGUGGCGGUGGGGGCAGCGAGGUCUCCGACACCCCUCCUCCGGCACCCACGCCUGCGGCAGUGACGGCCUCUGCCGGCUGGAGGGAGGUCACCGUCUCCGGUGGGGAGUGAAGGGGAGCUCCGUAGCCCACCUGCCGCACGUCUCGCCGGUCGGUCCGUGGCGAGUCAUUCGCGUGCCGGGCACUCCGCCGGUGGCUGACACCUCGUUCGGAUUCUCCGCAUCCGAAUCGGGACGCAGUGCCGGGCCGACUCGCAGCCCUGGAAAAUUUCUCGUCGAACUGAGUGUGUUUUGUCAGAACUGGGUCUACACUGACGGACAGCGGGAGUGGAGACUCGGGUUCUCAGCCACGGGUGACAGGCGAGAACUGUGGCACGGACUGAACACCUCCGAAGAUUUGUAGGUUGCGCAUUAAGUUUCCCAUUCUUAGCGGGUAGCUGACUGUGCAUUCACUCGUAGCGAGUGCCAGCGAUGCCCCUACUGCAGUGGAGAACAGUGCGGCCUCUUUGUGUACACCAGUCGCUGCCCUGGGGUGUCGUCGGAGCUGAGGAGCAGCUACAGUCGGAGUAGAGGUCAAACCCCAAAAAUUGCCACACGGACUCGGUGACACUAAAACCGCCACGUGAUACCGGGUGAGGGGGCGGACGUGUACAACUGGAAUUUCACCGGUACCUCAGGAUCUCUUGUACAAACACUAGCUUAAUUCUGUACCUUAGCUCUGCACGUCUUUUUUGCCCACUGUACCGAAUUGGCAAGAGACGUGUAAUACGUCACUUUUCUCCACGAGGCUUCGCAUCUGUGGCUGGAGUGUGUCGGACGUACGCUGCGCCCGCGGAAGUCGCCGACCCCGGCCGAGCGAUUCUGACACGAGACUGAUCCUCGUCCUCUUUCGGAGCCAGCCGAAUUGUGCAGGGAGCUGCUCUCUCCCCACAAUAAAAACAUCUGCUCGAGUAUCGGACAGAUCUGUUGUCCUCUUUGGAAAAUGACGCUUAUCUACCCGGUCUGACAUUGCAAUUUUUCGAAAUCGAUUUACCGGUAGCAACUACAAAGUUCACCACGGUGUAAGACAAACUGCGUAUUGGCAUCACUGUCACAUUCUGCACAGGUUCGUCUUUUGCGGUCAUCGACUAUUUUUUGGUCCGUUCGUAUUGGCGUGAGGCGAAAAAUAUUGUUGCAGUGCGCUGUACUUUAUAAUUCUCCCUUUAAUCGCAAACAAUUCUCUUUGUUACUAUAUUCCGUUCUAGACUUUAUUGUGUGGGGAGCAGUUCCCUUAAAAAUGUGAUUAAAAAUAAAUUAAAAGUGGGAAAUUAAUUUUCCUGGUAGUUUUUUUAGGCUGGCCUCACAUGUUGCAUUAUUAUGGUAGUUUAAUUUUUCUGUCAAAAAAAGAGUUUAUUUUUCAAGCAGUUGUUUCCGUAAGAGCAAGCGUAAUGUGUUUUUGAUGUAGUCCGUGCUCUGGUUUGCAGAAUAUAAGUACCUGUGUGUGUGUGUGUGUGUGUGUGUGUGUGUGUGUGUGUGUGUGUGUGCUCUAAUAUUGAAGUCUGUAUAGAAAAAAUUAAAUUUUGUAGUUUGUAGCUCCAGGCAGUGUUUAUCAACAUACCUGGCGGCAAUACACUUGUGUACGCUAAAAAACAAAUCUGUAUAUAGUCUCACUCGAUUGUUAGAAGUAGUUAGUGUGUAAGGUUAGGCAGGGGGCCCAGGGUUCUCACAAAGCAGAACUUUGCGCUUAUCGCUUGCUGCCGUCUGUCGGGGCGUGACAGGUCUUUCGCUGUCCGUAUUAUUUUGGAAAGUUUUUCAGUGUUCCAGCUGCACUUGAUACCUGGCCCGUGCUCAGGGAAGUUUAACGAGGAAUGUGGGUGUGUAACACGGAAGGUAGUUAGUCUCUCAUUUUUCCGUAAUCCACCGUAUACUGUGGUGGCGCCUUUGCCGUCUAGGCAGAGAUUUUAGCAUUGUAUGUUAAUUUUAAGGCAAAAUUGUCACCUCGAGUCUUAUUGUGUUCACACAUUUUCAGUGUGUUUCUUAAUGAUUUCUUUUAAAAGUGCUGCUCUAUCUACCACUGCUCGAUACCAGCAAUGGCAGUUACGUGCAUAUGUUACAAAAGGCUAUCUUGUAAGUUUAUUGUAUGUGGAGUCCUGUGUUAUUGUACAAUUCUCAUAUAUUGCUUUGAGCAGGGAAUAACAAAAAAUCUAAAUUCCUGUUACAUUUGUGACUGCACAAUAGUGAGGGGGAAAAUGUGAUGCGGAAGGGAAAAAAGUGCUUAAUUCGGUGUACAUUUGUGAUUAGAUUGUGGAGGAAAAGCGUGUGAUGGGGCACAAGAGUCCUUUUGCAAUGUAUGUUGCUGUUGAUUUGAAAGGAAGUCAUUUGUCAUUAACAGCGCAGUUGGUGCAGAGAGACAGAAUAUGUAAUGUAUUGUGCAUAUAUAGUGUGUGUGUGUGUGUGUGUGUGUGUGUGUGUGUGUGUGUGUGUGUGUGUUUUUGUGCCAUCGGCAUUAUCGUUGAUAAUUAUUUAUUUUAUUAUGAAAUAUCGAGCAGUGAGGCUGUUUUCCCAUGUUGAUGGUAGUGAAGAUGAGUCUUGACAAAAUGUAAGCUGGCAUUAAUAAGAUUAUUGUAGCUGUAGUGAACCACGCAUGUGAUAGUUGAAUAAUUAUUUUUAAGGACACCGAUUGCAAUAAGGUACUGUACAUUAACACGUGGACACAUUCGAGGCAGUGCGUGCUGUCGUAAGCUCGUGUGUGUCAAACUGAACUCCGAAGCUGGCACUUUUUGCACCGCUUCAGUUCUUGCGCUGUUUGCAUUGCCACAGUGGUACUUUGUGACGUGGAGUGGGGGGAGGAGGACGAAGAGCAGCCCACGCCGAGUCACGUGCGCGUCUGGAUCUCCGUACGCCACGGAUGAGACUGCGAGCAGCCCGGGAGCACUUUAUGGAAAUGCAGUGUGUCGCCUCUCAGGGCCUUUUCUUAAUUUUAUUUUUAGUGUUUGCCUCCUACGUUUGCGCAGAGUCGGGCACUGCUGAGCCACUAGUAACUAAAGUUGCCACAGCCCACUGCUGUUGUUUUCUGUAUUACUGAGGCCGAGGUGUAUACUGCCCGGUCAGAGAUAUGUGUAAUAAUAAACACUGCAGAAUUUUGAA